Trypanosoma rangeli is the source of this 477-nucleotide messenger RNA. Its product is annotated as surface protease GP63. The annotation marks the transcript as partial. Gene Ontology annotation, biological process: proteolysis; cell adhesion. Gene Ontology annotation, cellular component: membrane. Gene Ontology annotation, molecular function: metalloendopeptidase activity. The transcript has a single exon. NCBI's taxonomy places the organism in Eukaryota, Euglenozoa, Kinetoplastea, Trypanosomatida, Trypanosomatidae. The record is from RefSeq and is a predicted model, not a curated record.
AUGGUGCGGAGGAGCGGCGGGCCGUCGGAGACUGCGGUGGUGCGUGAGGUGCCGCGCAGGGGGCAGGGCGCGAUGCAGACGUACACCGUCGCCACAAAAGAGGACAACAGUGACUGGAAGCCCAUCCGCAUCAAAGUGUUCACGGAGGAUCUGAAGAAUGUUAUUCCGGGGAGUGGGAGGUACUGCGAAAAGCGGGGGGAUCGGUGCCCAGACUACUUGGGGCACAAUAGAACUUGCGUAACUGAACACGUACUGUCGGAAGAAAAGAAGAAAUUGUACGAGAAGACGAUUAUCCCCGAGGCCGUCAAGCUGCACGCGGAGCGACUCCUUGUCAAGCCGAUGGCUGAGGGAGUAGUUAUGGGAGAAGGUCCCGGAGGACUAUGCGAGUACUUUACAAUUCCAGCUGAGUACAAGACUAAUGGUGUGCGUGAUGCCGACAUGGUCAUCUACGCAGCUGCCGGGCCAUUCAGCGACGAU